AUGCACACCGAUAGCCAUAACGAAACGAAACCGUGGGGUAAAUGGGCAAUAGAUGUUUUGGUGCUUAUGGACUCCCUUGUACUCAGAGUGAAACCAGAGCCAAAAAAGCUACGCAAGCCAGUCAUUGACACUGCUGAUGGUGCUGAACACCACCAUACAGACAUAUCACCUUUCACUAUUAUUUGA
Molecule: messenger RNA, 186 nt
Organism: Opisthorchis viverrini
Lineage: Eukaryota; Metazoa; Platyhelminthes; Trematoda; Opisthorchiida; Opisthorchiidae
Exons: 2
Coding region: 1-186 (61 amino acids)
Source: RefSeq, a predicted model, not a curated record